AUGGGAAAUGCUGACACAAAACUGAAUUUUCGUAAAGCAGUAGUGCAACUAACAUCAAAGAACCAACCUAUUGAUGCAUCAGAUGAUAAUUUCUGGGAUCAAUUCUGGUCGGAAAGCGUGACAAAUGUGCAGGAUGUGUUUGCGUUAGUGCCGGGAGCGGAAAUUCGUGCUCUGCGCGAGGAAUCUCCAAAUAAUCUCGCUACACUUGUGUACAAAGCUGUUGAAAAAUUGGUUAAGAUUGUAGAUAGCAGCUGCCGUACACAACGAGAACAGCAGACUGCUCUUAAUUGUGCCAGAUUGCUUACGCGCGUUCUUCCUUACAUGCUGGAAGAACCUGAAUGGCACAGUUUUUUCUGGUCUUCCCUGCCAGCUGCUGCAGAAAAUGAAUCUGUACCCCUCGCACAGUCUCUUAUCAAUGCUAUAUGUGAUCUUCUUUUCUGCCCAGAUUUUACAGUGACCAGUUCAAAGAGAUCUGGACCUGAACGCGCCGAGGAGCUAGCGUCUUUAGACAGCUGCGAGUAUAUUUGGGCGGGCGGUGUAGGCUUUGCGCGCAGUCCGCCCCGCUGUGCAACCCACGAAGCGAAUCGGACAGAACUGUUGCGACUCCUUCUAACUUGCUUCAGUGAAACGAUCUAUAGGCCUCCACAACAAGCAGCCACACAUCACAACAAGUGGAUUGCUUUCCUCACGAGCCCCGACAACCGGCACGCGCUGCCCUUGUUCACAUCACUCCUCAACACAGUAUGUUCGUACGAUCCAGUUGGUCUGGGCGUGCCAUACAACCAUUUGCUCUUUGCUGACACGUUGGAACCCCUAGUAGAGGUAGCACUGCAAGUGUUAAUAGUAACUUUGGACCAUGAUACAAGCAACGUUGUUAGUGAAGAUGCUGAAGAAACACUACCAGACAAUCUCUUCAUAAACUACCUAUCUCGCAUCCACCGCGACGAAGACUUCGGCCUGGUCCUUCGCGGGGUGACGCGCCUUCUCAAUAAUCCCCUGCAGCAGACCUACCUCCCGAACUCGAGCAAAAAGGUCGCGUUGCAUCAGGAGUUGCUUGUGCUUUUCUGGAAGAUGUGCGACUAUAACAAGAAAUUCAUGUACUACGUGCUGAAAAGCAGCGAUGUUCUGGAAGUUCUAGUCCCGAUACUGUACCAUCUCAAUGACUCGCGAGCAGACCAAUCACGAGUUGGUCUCAUGCAUAUUGGAGUGUUCAUCCUUCUCUUACUAUCCGGGGAGCGAAACUUCGGUGUCCGUUUGAAUAAGCCCUACACAGCCACUGUGCCGAUGGACAUUCCAGUGUUCACGGGCACGCAUGCGGAUUUGCUCGUGGUCGUCUUUCACAAGAUUGUGACCACGGGACAUCAGAGGCUGCAACCGCUGUUUGACUGUCUACUUACCAUACUGGUUAAUGUUUCGCCAUAUCUAAAGACCCUGUCGAUGGUAGCGUCAACGAAGCUUCUUCAUCUCCUGGAGGCGUUCAGCACCCCCUGUACCAAUUUGAUGGCAAUUCUAACCUGGUCUACACCAAUAAUAAGGAAGCGUGCUGUGUUCCACAACCUUGCCAAUUUACCCCACGAGCACGCAUCGAUCGCUCGAUCACUGGCUGCCGCCACCAACACCAGGGAUGCGGAUAAAGCCUUACCGAGGUCACGAAGCACUGAGUCAGUUGUGGAGACAGCGAUGGAGGGCUCCAGACCAGCUCAGCCGGCUGAGCCUGGCACCCUGAACCCUACUUUACCAGAUACACCAGCCAUAGCGACGAUGACGGAGCGUGAAUCUGCGCACCCCCCGGCACGAGAGCAACUGCUGCCGCGUCGCUCUGGAGAUGGAGAGGACCGGACGGACGCAACGGAAUCCGACAGGGAGGACGUUACGAGGACUGUGACACACCGAGACAGCCUCCGCGUUGGUGAGGAGAAGAGCGAUAGCGGGUGGAAGGCGAGCAGUGAGUGGGUAUCGAGCUGGAGGGGCAGACUACCGCUGCAGACGAUCAUGCGUUUGCUGCAAGUGCUGGUACCGCAGGUGGAGAAAAUCUGCAUUGAUAAGGGCCUAACAGACGAAUCAGAAAUCCUCCGGUUUCUCCAACACGGCACUCUGGUCGGUCUACUUCCGGUGCCCCAUCCAAUCCUGAUUCGCAAAUACCAGCCUAACGCCGGCACAGCGGCCUGGUUCCGUACAUAUAUGUGGGGAGUUAUAUAUAUUAGAAACGUGGACCCACCGAUCUGGUACGACACGGACGUGAAGCUUUUCGAAAUACAGCGAGUCUAA
Leptosia nina is the source of this 2268-nucleotide messenger RNA. Lineage: Eukaryota; Metazoa; Arthropoda; Insecta; Lepidoptera; Pieridae. The record is from the annotation of a GenBank genome assembly.